Messenger RNA from Amaranthus tricolor (Joseph's coat), 1818 nucleotides. RefSeq names its product NDR1/HIN1-like protein 6. Lineage: Eukaryota; Viridiplantae; Streptophyta; Magnoliopsida; Caryophyllales; Amaranthaceae. The transcript has a single exon. The record is from RefSeq and is a predicted model, not a curated record. Gene Ontology annotation, cellular component: plasma membrane. The coding region runs from base 380 to 1522 and encodes 380 amino acids.
CACAGCUGAUACUUCUUCCCUGAAUCAAUCAAAACAGUGAAGAAGAGGGAGGACUAAAAACUUCCUAAUCAGGCCAUCAACCAAUUUAUUUACACUUUCUUUCAGAAUUAAGUUAAGUAUGUUAAGGCACAUCUAGUAGAGUAAAAGUGGACAAAAAAAUAAAAAAGAUUACUUGCCUCCCUUCCUGAACUAUUCCGUGAUUCUUUGCCUUUCUAUCAAUCUUCCUUACUUUAAACUGAUAUUCUAAGUGAUUUUCUUCCUUCCUUCAAGCUUCCAUAAAACAUACUCAAGUUCUUCUCCUGUGUACUUGUUGUAUUAAGCUCUUGCUGUCACUUGUCCUUUAUCUUCUUUUUUUUUCGGUUUUCAAUUAUCUAAAUUCAUGUCCCAAUAUGAUGAGACCAACCCACAUUUCUGGCCAACACAGCCAUCAGAUUUUGCAGCACCACCACUUAUUCGUCCAGAACCAAGGCAGCAUUGGGAUGGAAAUCUUUACCGUCCAGAUCAAGAUCAACGCCGUGAUCCGAUUCAAGUGAGGACUCGGCAGCGACAGCAGCCACAACCUCAUUUACAGCAACCAGGGUCUUCUGUACACCCUCCAAAUUCGCCAUUUGAACAUGGCCAUCAACGACCCUCGACUCCACCUAGGCAUCAUCGGCCCUCGACUCCACCAAGGCAUCAUCAGCCCUCAACUCCACCAAGGCAUCAUCAGCCCUCAACUCCACCAAGGCAUCAUCGGAGCUCGACUCCUCCAAAUCAACAAAGACCAGCAUCACAUCCCCACCCGGUUGAGGUGCCAGGUCAGACCAGACCAACAUCACAUUCCCAUCCUGUUGAGGCGCCAGCUCAGACCAGGCCCAAGGCCAAGCACCCAUCAUCUCGGCCCCAUGUGAGCUUUGAACAAGGUGCUGCUUCCUCAAAUUACCGGGAAAACUUGAUGUACCCAACACCAAAUCGGACCAAACCAGUUACAUGGUUUGGAGCAGUGUUCUGUGUGAUCCUAUGGCUUGUCAUUAUUCUCGGUGGCCUCCUGGUGCUCAUAAUAUACCUUGUGUAUCGCCCACGAACUCCACACUUUGAGAUAUCAACCGCCACCCUCAAUGCUGCCUACCUUGAUAUGGGCUACCUUCUCAACUCCGACAUCACAGUCCUCACCAACUUUACGAAUCCCAAUAAGAAGGUUAAUGUAGACUUCAGCUACGUGACCCUGCAAAUCUACUUUGACAAGCAUCUCAUUGCUACUCAUUACAUUGAGCCAUUCUCAAUUUACAAAACAGAAUCCAAGCUAGCCAAUGUAGAGUUCAUAACUAGUCAGGUUAGACUUCCUUUAAGAGUAACUCAACAACUCAUUACACAGGUACAGAGGAACAGGGUUACAUUUGAAGUUGAUGGGAGUUUUCAUGCAAGAUCAAAUUUUGGAAGCCUUUUGAGAUACUCUUAUUGGUUGUAUGGUCACUGUCAAAUUGAAGUUACAGGGCCUCCAAGUGGAGUUAUGUUAACCAGCCAUUGUAAAACAAAGGACUGAAGAAAUACUAGGAAAAUACCAGAUGAUUUUUUAAAUUGUUAUUGUACAAUUUUUGGAUUUAUGAAUUAUAUGUAUUUUAUUCAACCAUUUAUAAAACACUCAGUUGGUGGGAAGGUCCAGAAUUUCUGCUCUGUGAUCCCCUGUACUCAACAUGAUUUUAUCUUCUGUCAUUGCCAAACUUUCAAUUCUUUCUGAAAAAUUAUGCUUAACUAAUUCAUACACUUCUACUAGAGAUGAUGGGUAGCACAAGACUAUCCAAAAUAUUGCGAGAAAAUUAGUGGAAACUAGAACAUUGG